Messenger RNA from Cylicostephanus goldi, 1019 nucleotides. The record is from the annotation of a GenBank genome assembly. Lineage: Eukaryota; Metazoa; Nematoda; Chromadorea; Rhabditida; Strongylidae.
UAAAGAAUCACAUUUUUAGCGAAAUGUUCUUCACAAAUCAGUUCAAAGUGGAAGGAGCUGCUAUGGAUGGUUCAAGACGACGAACUCUAAUAAACACCCAUACUCAUCAAGUAUCCGGCAUCGUAGUGGACAUCCCAGCGAAAAGAGUGUACUGGGUAGACCCGAAGGUGGACCGGGUCGAAAGCAUGGACUAUCAGGGUAACGACCGACGUAUCGUCGCUCAAGGCAUGAAUAAUGUCCCGCAUCCGUUCGGUCUGGCCCUAUUCGAUCAGUACCUCUAUUGGACAGAUUGGACUCGCCUGGGAGUUGUCAAGAUUGAGAAAUUCGGCUCCCCAUCGGAAAUCAUCUGGUUUGUCAAAUUUUGCUCUUCCAUUUCAAAACCCUCUGCAAAAACGGCUCAUUCUGACAGUGAUUGUUUGGCACAAAAAAUCGAAAAUCCAUGUGCUACAGCCGAUUGUGAAGGGAUGUGCGUUUUAUCAAAGGAUGCUGGUGGCUUUGGAGUCGGCUACAGAUGUACUUGCCCCAUUGGCCAGAAAUUGGUUGAAGGCAAGAAAUGUGUUGAUUCGAUCGACUAUUUGCUAUUCUCAAGCAACAAAAUUGUGCGAGGAAUCUUCCCAGAUCAGGUACAGAGCUCCCUGUCUGAAGCCAUUUUGCCGAUUUCUCCCAUCUCUCAAAGAAGAAUCGGAAUGUACUUUGAAGUCGAGUGCGAUGUACAUGGAAAUAGCUUCUUUUACGCUGAUAUCAUGGACAAUACAGUAUACCGUAUUCGUCCUGAUGGCGAGGGAGCAGCGCCUGUGCUAGUAACUCAUAAUGAUGGACUUGUGUCUAUGUCCUUCGAUUGGAUUAGCAAACAGCUUUAUUACAUCGACAACAUCAGAAACAGUCUCGAGGUGGUCAAAAUAUCCGAUACUGGCCUGGUUCAUCCAGAUCAACUGAUCCAUCGCCAAUUGCUGAAGAACCUUCGCGAUCCCGUGUCUGUAGUCAUACAUCCAUGGAAAGGUUUCCUAUUCUACGCUGAA